Messenger RNA from Manduca sexta (tobacco hornworm), 1368 nucleotides. Its product is annotated as zinc finger protein 239. Gene Ontology annotation, molecular function: RNA polymerase II cis-regulatory region sequence-specific DNA binding; zinc ion binding; DNA-binding transcription factor activity. Gene Ontology annotation, biological process: regulation of transcription by RNA polymerase II. The record is from RefSeq and is a predicted model, not a curated record. The transcript has 7 exons. Gene Ontology annotation, cellular component: nucleus; chromosome. The coding region runs from base 104 to 1354 and encodes 416 amino acids. NCBI's taxonomy places the organism in Eukaryota, Metazoa, Arthropoda, Insecta, Lepidoptera, Sphingidae.
UGUCAAAUGUCAAUUUGAAAUUUAACCUCAAUUCCAAUUUGUAAAUAUUUUUAUAGCGUAAUUCGUGAUUUUUUUAAUACCUAAUGCAUUCAAAAUAUUUACAAUGUCAGUCGACACUUAUUUUUGUUUUUGUUGUUUGUCUACAAACGAAUUAUCCUCAAUUUACAGCAAUGACAAUGAUAAAAGCUAUGCCGAACUUCUUAGAGAGUUAUUUUGUAUAAAGAUAUCUUCAGAUGGUCAUGAAGAUGAUGGUUAUAUUUGUGAACUAUGCGCUAAAAGACUGAAACUAGCCUAUGAGUUGAAAACUCAAGUAAUGACAACUCUAAAAAUGUUACAGAAUUAUGGGUUAAUUGAAAUAGAUAAGUCUCUGGAGGAGAUGUGUGUUACAAAAAUAAGUACAAACUACACAGAUAAAGAGGAUAAGUAUGAAUUAGAGAAAGUAUGGCUCGAUCACUCUACAGAGGAUCUGAAAUUGAUAAUUAAUGACUCAAUAAAAGAAGAAAAUGUGGAAGGAACUAAAUUUAAAACUGCUAAAUACACCACAAGGGAGAGCAAUGACAUGUCCACAGCAUCCGUCCCAAACCUUAGGUUGAAAAGGGAGAAAGUUAUAAGUAACAGUAAAAAAGGAAAGAAACAGUGGCAAACAGGAUUCAAUAUAACAGGGGAGGUGAAGUGUGAAGUGUGUGAUACAAAGCUGCCGAAUAUGUAUGUGUACCACACUCAUAUGAACAGCCACUAUCCAAAUCAUAUAUGCGAGGCUUGUGGUAAAGGAUUCCUAACGGAAAGGAGACUAAAACGCCACAUGCCAUCACACAAGCAGGGGUUGUUCAAAUGCCAAAGCUGUGAUGCAGAGUUUACUAACUACAACACAUUGUGUUCACAUAGGCAACGCAAGCACAGCUCGGUGCAGUUGUACAAGUGUCCGCACUGUGGGGAUCGGUUCGCGACGUUCACGCGGCGCGCCCUGCACCUGGCGGCCGUGCACGCCGAGCCCGCCGGCAAGUACGUCUGCCACAUCUGCGAGAAACAGUUUCUCGUCUCUAGUAACCUAAGUGCCCACAUGCGCAAAAAACAUCUAAAAAUCAAACGUCACUUCUGCAACGAGUGUGACGCCGGCUUUUUCCAGAAACAAGAGCUGAUGUGUCACAUGACCGUCCACACUGGCAUCAGCCUGUUCCAGUGCUCAGUGUGCAACAAAGGGUACCGUCGUAAGAAGGCCCUCGAAGUCCAUCAGCGCAUACAUACGAAUGACAAGCGCUUCUCGUGCCCCUUGUGCCCGAAGAGGUUCAUACAAAAGUGCACUCUACAAGCACAUCUUAAGACGCAUGCAACGAAAAAACAGAGUGAAAUAUAGUUUUUAUACUGGAA